AUACCAAAAAAAAGAAGAGAAAAGAAAAAAAAAGUGAAACUUCUCCCUUACGCCAAAUUUCAAAGUCAAGUCAAUGACUAACUUCGUUGCAUUACAAAUUCGACACAAACCAAUCACUCAUAACCAACACUCUCUGCUUCAGUGCUGCUUCUUCUCUUUACUCUGUUUCUUCAUCUUCCUCUUCUUCAUCAAUCAUCAUCAGCUUCAUCACCUUCUUUUUCUUUUUCUUCUUCUUUAACCAAAGCUUUAAACAAUUUUCAUCUUCAAAAAAACAAAAACAAAAAUGGCUAGAAGUGCCACAAUUCCAUUUCCAAUACUUGAUUUCAUUCCUGUUGGAUUCAGGUUCAAGCCAACAGAUGAAGAGCUUGUGAGCUAUUACCUCAAUCACAAGCUCCUAAAUGACAAUUUUCCAAUCGAUAUUAUCCCUGACAUUGAUCUUUGCAAGGUUGAACCUUGGCAAAUUCCAGCAUUAUCAAAGGUAAAAUCGGAUGAUCCAGAAUGGUUUUUCUUUAGUGGACGUGAUUACAAGUAUGGAAAGAGCAAAAGAUCAAACAGGGCAACCAAAGGAGGAUAUUGGAAAGCCACAGGACAAGAUAGAUUCAUAAAGGAAAGAGGAACUAUGAAUGUAAUUGGGAGCAAGAAGACACUUGUUUUCUAUAGUGGCCGUGUUCCUAAUGGUGUCAAAACCAAUUGGGUUAUCCAUGAGUAUCAUGCUACUACCUUUGAUGAUAGCCAGAGGAAUUUUGUUUUGUGUCGCUUGAUGAAGAAAGUCGAGAGAAAAUCCGAAGAUGGAACUGAUGCACAAGCCUGUGAUGAGGGGGAACCUAGCACUCACAUGGAAGAAGCAGAUGAGAGUGUCUCAACUAUGUUUGAUUCGCCAGAUGUGGACAUGGAUUCAAUCUUCCACACACUGCCUCAAGACAGAUCAUCAUCACAGCAUUCUCCAGUCGGCAUUGAACAGCAAGAAUCCUUCCCAUUCUCCCCAUCUGAAAAUUAUUACCUUGUAAAUGAAGAUAGCAGUAUGCAUAUACAAUUCGAAACAAACGAAGAGAAGCAAGAUGCUGAGAAAUUUGCGGAUUCGAUUUUGGAUAGUGGCAAUAUAGCUAUGUUUGAAGAAAGACAGCAGCAUCAUACUUUCAUGAAUAAUCACCUCCGCUCGGUCCCAUCGAUGAGGGUAUGCUAUGAAAGCAGUGACACAGAUGCUGAAGUAGUCUCUAGACGGUUGGCACCUUAACAAUACAUCAGUGCAUAAAGUGGAGAAAAGGGCAGGGAAUGGAAAUUAAGAAAAUACUUCAAAAGCAAUAUUUUUCCUGGAUUCAUGAUCCUUCUUUGUUUCGAGCCCUUUCAAGAACUGACUUAUAGCAUGCUCGGUUUAUGCUACUGAUGCAACCCAACCAUGGUUUUAGGUUUUCGUAAGCUUAUACCGAGCAUGCUAUAUGAAACCGAAGGAGUAUACUUUUUGGUGGCCCAAAACCAUAGUUUGGGAAACAACUAUAUGGAGAUAAGUUUAGCUGUUUCUCAAACCAUGGUUUAGAGUUUCCAAAAGCUAAAUCAGCCAUGGUAUCCAUUAAUUCUCUGCUGAAAUUAUAUAGCAUGUUUAGUUUAGUUUUUGAUGACCCUGAGCCAUGGUUUUAGAAAAAGUUCAUCUUAAAUAGCUUGUUCCAAAAUCAUGGUUCGGGGUUUUUAAAAACUAAUCCAAACAUGCUAUUGAUCCAUCCGUCCGCUUCUGAAAUUAUACAGUAUGGCAGUAUUCCUGAUUCUUCAACAAUGUGUAAUGAUCAGGCUGAUUCAAGAGAAUACCAUGUAUCAAAAAUGGUUCAAUCAUCACAUAGUGCUGCGCGCACAGAUAAAACUAGAAGUAUCUCUUCAGAAGACUUUUGGGGAGUGGAUUCAUCUUCAUGUGACUCAAAUGCAGA
Molecule: messenger RNA, 1916 nt
Organism: Arachis ipaensis
Lineage: Eukaryota; Viridiplantae; Streptophyta; Magnoliopsida; Fabales; Fabaceae
Source: RefSeq, a predicted model, not a curated record